Exophiala xenobiotica is the source of this 2304-nucleotide messenger RNA. RefSeq lists its product as uncharacterized. The transcript is spliced from 2 exons. NCBI's taxonomy places the organism in Eukaryota, Fungi, Ascomycota, Eurotiomycetes, Chaetothyriales, Herpotrichiellaceae. Gene Ontology annotation, biological process: carbohydrate metabolic process. The record is from RefSeq and is a predicted model, not a curated record. The coding region runs from base 1 to 2304 and encodes 767 amino acids.
AUGAAGGACAAAGCAGUCAUUAUGCCAUUGGAAUCGCCGGCGAUGCCUUAUCAUGGCGGACCUCAUGGCGAUCUUGAGAGCGCUCCGCGGGAACCGACAUCUGGAACUAUCAAAUGCGACGACGCAAAGACGUGUCGCGGGUUUCCGUCCUUUCUCUCGGGUUCUGCGAGACACGACGACAUCCAGAAGAUGGAAAUAUAUGCUCGUUCCAAACGGCUCGCACUCGGAAGUCUCCUUCUAGCAACGUUGUUCCUGUUGCAUAGCUUUAUCUUGCAGCCAUCAAACUUUCGAUCCUGGCGGUCUUUAUUGCAGUCUACUCCAGAACCGCGGUUUACGCCAAUAUUACCUCCAUCAUAUCCACUUGCCGUUCGAUCGCCGUACCUGUCCGCAUGGCUCCCGAGCUCACAUGUGAGAUCACUGCCCACCGCACAGGCGGAGUUCUGGCAGGGAUCUCCCUUAGGAUGGUCGGUGGUUGUACGCGUUAACGGUACUGCAUACAGUCUCUUUGGAAACCCCGGAAUCGGCACACCAGCCGUGCUCAACAGUGCCGAGUAUAGCGCCACCCAUUCAAUCUUCAAUUUCUCGGCCGACCUCGCGAUCGUCACUUUGGACUUUUUCUCCCCCGUCUCUCCCCACAACAUUCUCCGGCAGUCCUUGCCGUUUUCCUAUCUUACAGUCUCUGUGAGUCUCCCUAGCUUGGGGCAGGUUCAGAUAUACAGCGAUAUCGAUGCAGCCUGGGCUGGUCCAGAUCCUGCGCAGUAUUCGCACGUCACUUCGGCCAAUAAAACGGAAUACUAUGAGAUCUCUCCAGUCUGGCCAAGUCGUCUCCAAGAAUCGAGAGACAGAGCCUUGUGGGGUCAAGCAAUCUAUGGAACUCGUCCAUCUGGCGGCUCAAUACUCACCUCGCAGGUUGGAGAAGCUCCCCUGGUGCGUCAUCGGUUUGCCAAGUAUGGAAACUUGAGUCAGGUCCAGAGCGUCUGGAAGGAUCACGGCGCUGUCCUAGGCUUUUCUCACGACCUAGGCGCAGUCCAGGAACUCACGUCCGUCGCGUUUGCGAUUGGACAUCAUAGGGUUGAGUCGAUCAAUUACCUAGGUCAGGUCAGGACAGGAUAUUAUCGGGCGGCGUAUCCUGAUGUAGCGUCUGCUCUGGUCCACUUUAUGGACGAUUACGGUGAUGCCUACGCAGAAGCUGCCGAUAUCGACUGUGCCGUCACCGACAAGGCAUUGAACAUUUCAAAACAUUAUGCAGACAUUGUCGCCCUCUCCGUCCGGCAAUCGUUUGCCGCUGUGGAAUUCACGAUUCCUGAAAGCGACCACAACGUUACGGACGUGAUGGCCUUUAUCAAAGAAAUCUCCAGCGACGGAAACGUCAACACACUUGACAUCAUUUUCCCUACAUUCCCGAUCUACUACGUGACAAAUCCCGAUAUCAUCAGGCUUCUGCUCGAACCAGUGUUGCGAUAUCUCCAGGCUGGGAGGUGGCCGCGCGAAUGGGCUAUCCAUGACAUCGGCUCUAGCUAUCCCAAUGCAGAUGGCCACGACACAGGGGAUGCGGAACAGAUGCCGCUGGAGGAAUCCGGAAACAUUCUUUUACUCGUCUACGCCUACCAGGCAGCCACCGGUGAUACCACCUGGGCCCGACAGUACCAAGCCAUCCUCAAAGGCUACGCCACCUAUCUGUCCAAGUACGGGUGGUAUCCUGAGUUCCAGCUCGCGUCCAGUGACGAGGCUGGCCCGGCCGCGAACCAGACGAACUUGGCCAUCAAAUCCGCCGUCGGCAUGGUCGCGUACGGAAAAAUGUUCUCGGACCCGUUCUUCGUGGCCAACGGGACCGCGCUAGCAGAUGCGAUUUACGCCUCCGGUCUGGGCACCGACGCCGACAAGAGCCACUUCGUGCUGUCAUACCACGAUAGUGACACUUGGUCCGGAUGCUACAACUUGUUCUCGGACAAGCUGUUCGGCUUCGACCUUUUCCCCUCUGCAGCGUACGAGAUGCAGACAGCAUGGCUGCGUGGUGAAGCUCGCGUCGGCGCUGCGGGCGUCCCGCUCGACAGUCGCGUCGCCUGGACCAAGUCCGAUUGGAACAUGUUUCUGGCAGCUGUCGCGAGCGAUGACGAUGUAGCAGGCCAAUAUAUCAAUGACUUGCAUGCUUACGCCUCGAAUGGUCUGAAUACUGUUCCGUUCGGCGACCGCUACUGGGUCGAGGGCAAUGCGGCGGGUCACUUUUUCAACAUCAAAAAUCGACCGACUGUCGGUGGUCACUUUGCCCCCAUGGCAAUGUUGCACGGCCCGAACUUGUUCUGA